Messenger RNA from Naegleria lovaniensis, 1359 nucleotides. RefSeq lists its product as uncharacterized. The record is from RefSeq and is a predicted model, not a curated record. Gene Ontology annotation, molecular function: DNA binding. Gene Ontology annotation, biological process: DNA recombination; DNA integration. Lineage: Eukaryota; Heterolobosea; Eutetramitea; Acrasida; Naegleriidae. The coding region runs from base 1 to 1359 and encodes 452 amino acids. The transcript has a single exon.
AUGACCAGAAGAGAUGGAUUUCGGAGAUUGGGAAGUAACCCCAGAGGCAUUCGAAAGAGUUCAACAUCAAUUGCAGGUGAAAGUUCAGUUCGACCGUUUCGCCAGCAAUUACAACUUCAAGGUUCCUCAAUACAUGGUGUGGAAGAGGACCAAGAGAGAACAGCCCGCAGAUGCAUUCAGUUGCUAUUGGCCCAAGGAAGAGCUAAAUUGGUGCUGCGUGCCGUUCAGCAUUAUCCAGAAGGUGCUAGAGCAUUGCAAGCUUUGUCAAUCUCAAAUGAUACUCGUUCACCCAGUAUGGAAGGCAAAACCCUGGUGGCCACUACUGCUGGAAGGCAAGGUUCGGUCAGUACCAAUGUCUGGAAUAGAUUUCAGACCCUCUCGGUCAGGGAAAUGCGAACCGCAAAAGAAAAGCUCUUGGCUAUUAGAGGCGACCCUAAUCGACUUUCGGAUGACCAACUAACAUCAGUUGGUGGACUAAUUGAAAAGGCCAGUGCGGGUCGUGAGUCCACAAACACUACGUAUGACAGUUAUUGGAAUCGAUUUGUUAAAUGGUGCGGUGAGAGAAAUAUUGCAAUACCACCCACAGAGAUGGAUGUUUACAAUUUUCUGGUGUGUCUUUUUCUUAAAUGUAGGUCCGGAAAAAAUUGUAAACUGGCAAUGUUUGCUAUUAAGAAGCGAUGUAAUCAGUUCAAAUGGAUUGACGUGGUGGGUGAACAUAUUUCAUCUCUAGUUGAUUACAUGAUCAACAUGGCACCAGUUUCAUACGAGAUUGAACGAAACGAGUGGCGUAUUAUGUACAUUGAUAUGUGGAUUCUCGAAGGGUGUAACUUUGUCGACAGGAGAACUUAUGUUUUUUAUACGACCCUUAUGAUCAUCGGCAUCAGGUCCAUGUUACGAGGAUCUGAGUUGGGUAGUAUUUUAACCUCCAAUGUGGUAGAAAUUAACAAGAACAACAUUAACGGAAUCAGAAUUGUUGUGGAAAAAGUGAAGAAUGAUUUUAAACGAAGCAAGAAAGGAAGAGUCAUCGAAAUUGAGGCAACUAACUCCAGGAGAUGUCCUGUCGUCUGGCUUAGGUUAUGGAAAGUGUGUAACCCUCAAAAGUAUUUGUUUGGUGAUGACCUUCCCUUAUCCACGGCUAAAAUUUCAGACGUUCUUAGAUUUGUAGCAACCAGCCUUAAGAUUUCGGGUUCUUUUUCUAGUCAUUCCUUAAGAAUUGGAGGAGCGUCAGAGGCAGCAUUUGCUGGUUUCUCUCACACAGCAAUCCAAGCUCUAGGUGAUUGGUCCUCCAAUGCGAUAGAUGCCUAUUUCAGAGCUGGAUUCGCAUUUGACAAGAAUGUAUCUCGCCAGAUGGGUUUUUAG